AUUACCCCAGCCAGCCUCCUUUUAACUCCAUCACUCCAUUCCCUUACUCUCGUUGUUGUUGUUGCUGUUCUUGCUCUUCAGCUUGCUUUCCUCAUUAGGCCUCUGCACUCUGAGCUCCUUGUCUUUCCUUUGGUGGUAGCGGUGCUGCAGCAAUGGGCACUCCUUACCACCUCCAAUCACCAAGAACCAUCCUGGCCAGGCUGGUCAAUAUGAGGCAGCUACCACCGGGGCUGCCGCCGCCGCCGCCUCCGUCCAAGACAGUCCGGCAGCCAGAGGUGCUGCCACAGCGGCUGCCGGCGGCUCCUUCCAAGAUUAUCCUGCAGCCGCGUGACCGGACCUCGCCGGCGAUGUGGUUCGCGGCCAUCGUCUGCUUCGUCUUCAGCAUCAUCCUGAUAGUGGCUGGCGUGGUCAUCUUGAUCGUCUUCCUGGCGGUCAAGCCGCGGGCGCCGUCCUUCGACACUGCCAACGCCAGCCUCAACAGUGUCUACAUCGAUUCGCCGGCCUACUUCAACGGCGACAUGACGCUCGUGGCCAACUUCUCCAACCCCAACCAGAAGAUCGACGUCGUGUUCCGGUCCGCCACCGUGGAGCUCUUCUUCCGGGACAGGCCCAUGGCCGUGCAGGUGCUGCCGCCGUUUGCGCAGCGCCGGGGCCAGUUCCAGGUCGUGAAUUUGCACAUGGUGUCCAGCCGUGUGCUGCUGCCGCCGGAGGUGGCCAUGGAGCUUGUGAACCAGGUGAGGAGCAACAGGGUCGUGUACACCAUCAGAGGCGCCUUCAAGGUGGAGGCCAGAUUUUGGUUUAGCCACUACUCAUACUGGAUGAACACAAUCUGUGAGCUGGAGCUCACAGCUCCUCCUUGUGGAGUUCUUGUUGCCAGGAGAUGCAGAACAAAGUGACUGGCUUCUGAAAUUCCCCAUCCAGUUCUAUUGUUGUAUCAAACCUUACAUCUUUUUUCUUUUGUAUACUGAAAUUGGGCAGGGUAAAGUAAAACAAACUCAUGAUUGAUGUGAA
Messenger RNA from Panicum hallii, 1011 nucleotides. RefSeq lists its product as uncharacterized. Bases 153 to 896 code for a protein of 247 amino acids. The transcript has a single exon. NCBI's taxonomy places the organism in Eukaryota, Viridiplantae, Streptophyta, Magnoliopsida, Poales, Poaceae. Gene Ontology annotation, cellular component: plasma membrane. The record is from RefSeq and is a predicted model, not a curated record.